Molecule: messenger RNA, 2526 nt
Organism: Mytilus californianus (California mussel)
Lineage: Eukaryota; Metazoa; Mollusca; Bivalvia; Mytilida; Mytilidae
Exons: 7
Coding region: 138-1373 (411 amino acids)
Molecular function (GO): ubiquitin-protein transferase activity
Source: RefSeq, a predicted model, not a curated record
CUGAAGAGGUCUAUGUAAUUUAAAUAUCUCUGAUAUAUCUAUAUAUAUAUAUAUGUUUUAUGUUGACGAGGAAGUGAUUACUUCUUUAUGGCUGGUUUCCAAUAAAUUAUAACUAAAAGAAACAGGGAUCUAACGCUAUGGGGAAUAAGGAGAGUAGUCUAAAAUUAAAAAGUGGUACAUCGUCGGAACCAAACGCCAGCAACAACAAUAUAGAGAACUUGCUACGUAACGCCAUUAGAAUAGCAUAUAGCAUUCCAAUUGCAGAUUUAUAUGUUUAUCGUGACGAAAUAAAACCUUUGAUUGACAAGAUCAUUGGUAAAAGAGAAAGCAUGAUCAGUAUAAAAAUUGACAGAAAUAAAAUAUACGAAGAAGCAACAGGUCGAUUUGUUGGGAAAGUGAAACAGCUUGCUAAAAUUAGCAGUCCCAUGCAUGAAAAACCUGUGAUCACAUUCAAUGAUACCGACGUGUUAGACGUCGAUGGAAGUGGAUUCCGAAGAGAGUACUAUUCGGUAUACUUUCGAAAAUGCAUAGCUAAUCUUUUUGAAGGACAAGGAAGACAAAUGUUACCAAAGAAAGACUGCACCAAAAAGGAUGAGUUGAAAGCUCUUGGGAUAGCCAUCGUUGAAUGUGUUUUGAAUGGUGAUUGUGGGUUUCCUUACCUACACAGAGGAAUUUAUAAAGCUAUAAUUGGAUGUGAUUCUGAUGAAAUUGAUCAGCAUUGCAAUUUAAAAGAUAUUCCGAACGGCGAGGUUCAAAUGGUUGUGCAGCAAAUAAACGAUGCAAACACUGACGGAGAAAUAACCGAAAUUCUCGCUAGCGAUUUAGCCUCCUUCAUUAGCUAUGUUGGAUGGCCAGUUGGACAAACAGUAACGAUGACUAACCGACAUGUGUUGCUGCAGUAUAUACUCCGAUGGUUUAUCAUAGACCACAGACAAAAUGAAAUAGACCAGUUACGUCACGGUCUCAGCUAUAUGGGAUUUCUUGAUGCCAUUAAAUCAAACGACUGGUUUGAACCUUUAUUUGUUUACUCAGAACAGUACAGCAUUACAGCAAGAUACAUGAAAGACAAGCUAAACCCAGUCCUAGAAAAACUGGAAGCCAAAACUGAGAAGGAAAUUAACUGUGUAAAGUUUGCUAAAGCUUGCAUUGAUUCCUUAGAUGAUACACAAGCCAGAUUACUUUUUGCCUUUGUCACUAACCUCAAUGACCCACCAUUAGAGGAAGAAUCUAUGGAAAUCAUCUUUAAUACACAAAACCCUGAUAGACUUCUACCAGAGAGCUAUACAUGUCUGAAUAGACUUCUUCUUCCACUGGGAAAUAAAGAUAUUAACCACUUCAAAGAAUCUUUUUUCAAGGCAAUAAUGGAACAAUGAUACAGAUUUCUGACAUACCAAAUUGUUUUUGUGUUUAUUUUGUUUUUCACUUAUUGUUGUUGCAUGCACGAAUAAAAGAGAAAUCAACUGUGAAUUUCCUUAGACAAAAGAAUGUUAUACCACUCAACACAACAGAAAUGAGAGAUUACUAUUUGGAAAUCAAGAUCAUGAAAUUGAAGGACGACGAAAACCAUAUCAGUUGAAUAGUUGCAAUUAAUUUAACGUAUAAUACUGAUUCCAGAGCGCACAUGUAAUUCGGGGAUGUUUUCAAAAAGUUACGCUCGAUAACCAAAUGAAGGGAAAUUUUGGAAGAAAAAAUGUUAAUGACAAAAACUUAAGAUACUAAUCAGUCUUAAGACAACUCUUUGUCGAUUUAAACUGUUAGAUCAUUUGCCUCUUAUCGUUAACAAUGAAAUGUUUCAUUAAUAUCCAAUUUCACGGCAGGCUUAUCAAAGCUUGAAAAUUGGUGAAAUUUGUUAUCUAUUACUAUGAGGUCUACUCAUAGAUAUCAUGGACAUUAAAGCUCACAAAUGCUUUAAGGUGUGAAAAAUGUGUAUCAGAACGGAAAAAGGAUCUUUGUAAUAUUAAUGUUCAAUUACACUUUCAUAAUUUGAGUAUGUUUUUGAAAAAGUAAUGAUUUAUUGCGUUUUAUUAAGGCAAAAUGUUGAAUUAAUUUCAAGACUUCACAAUACAAUACAAUCAUUGUCCGGUUGUGUCGGUUCAUUUAAGAAUUGAAUGCUUCUUUUUGUAAAUCUAUUGGGGUGUAAAAGCGUUGACCAAAGUACAUUUUGUAUGAAGCGUGGAAGCGCUUCAUUCCAAAAAUGUGCGCACGGUCAACGCUUUUACAACCCUAUAAAGUUACUAAAAGAAGCAUUCAAUACUUAUAAUUACAUUUUUUGCUGGGAACAUGAAAACACGAUUUCUAUCAAGUUUUUCUUUUAUUUACCUGUGCACUUUAUUGUAGAAGCUAGUGUCAUCAUGAAUUUUAAAUUUCAUUUUGAAAUGAAGGUUAAUUUUAGAAUGACGCGGGAUUGCUGUUAGCCAAUCAAAAUAACGUAUUAUAAUGAAACAUACAUGUAAUGUAAUUAUAUAAGAUUAACAGACCGGUUAUGUUCAGUAGAUAAAAGAGAAUCAAUAUAAGUAUUAACUAUGA